AUGGAUGCCACUGUUUGGGUCGCUCCCUGUAUCGAAGCGAAUCUAUCAAACCUUACGUUAACUACGAAAUGCAUUAAGAAUUCUGCUUCGUCCUUGCUUUCUGUAUCCGAACACGCGGAACUCAUAGCUAAAAUCUGGCUUCAAAAUUUUGAGACAGCAAGCGAUCCCGCAACACAGCUAGCGUUAUUUUAUGUUCUUAAUGAGGUUUUACAAAAUUGCAUCAGCUACGGUGCACCUGAAAUGAAAAAUGCUUUCAAGAUUCCUAUUUUGUCCGCACUCAAAUCAUUUCGUUCUGGAAUGCCCAUCGACAAGGUCAAAAAACUUCUUUUGGUAUGGGGGCAGCAAGGCCUUUUUGAGAAAGAUUUUAACAAAAGAUUGUCAAAGUAUGCUCGACAUUUUGAAAAUUUGAGCAAACGACCUGACACCAACAUCAAUCAUUCAACUGCAAAGGACUUUAAAGAUUUCUCGCCGGAUAAGCUUAUUCGUCAGCUGCGCGAAUAUGCAGAAAUCGAAUCAAACUCAAAGAUUUCCGAACCGGAAUUUGUCGCUUCCUUAUUAGGUAUUCCUAUCGAAACAACACUUUCUCGCAUCAAAAGUAAGGCCGAGGGAAUUUCUUUCUCUAAGGACGUCCGAAAUUGUGCUGAGCAACUUGAUAGUACGUUGAAUGAUUUGAGCAGGAAACUAGCUGCUCAAGAAGCCUUGGCAAAGAACAUUGAUAAGGCUAUUUUCUUCUACUUGGCCCAAGAAAAGGACGCACGUAGUGUCGUCAAUGCUUACAAGCUCUACGAACGGCAAAUUAGAGAAACUCUGCGUUCGGUUGGUGGAAGCUACACUUCAACAUUGACGGCUACGACAGACGAUAAUACCGAAUACACCUGUCAGAAUAUCUACGAAGAUGGUGGUGGUGGCGAUUCUGAUAUGUCUGAUAUUGAAGAAAUUGACAAUAUUCCACUUCACCAUCCUCGUGUUGAACCUAUUGCACCAACACCCUCCGUAUCUGAUCUCCUUGUUGAUCCCAAAACUUUUUCAGACCUGCCCUUCUCGGAGUACAUCACUAUUGACGGUAGUGGUGAUGUGGACUAUCGUCCUAUGCUCUCCAAAAUUCUUGAAAGUAAUUCAAAAAUGUCUAAGGAAAUCGAUUCACAUCAACUGGUCCAAACAGAAACAGGUGACUUCGACUACAGAAAGCCUCCUCCUUCUGCUAUAGUUAUUGAUGAGGAUCAAAGAAAACCUCAACCAAUGGAUCCCUUCGGCUUUGGAACUAAUGAGGAUGCGGAUCUGCGAGAACUAAAACCAUCGGUCUCUUCACAACCGCCUAUUCCUCCAUUAAUUCCUACACCUCCAUCAGACUCGGAUUACCGUCAAUUACAGCCCUCUCAAUUACAACCCACAACAAUUCCACCUACUCCUCAUGCUUAUCCAUGGUUGACUAUCACGGAUAGCGAUCUUCGACAGUCUUCAGUCGGCCAUGGAGAUACGCUCAUACCACCAUUACCGGUUGCAGUCACGAAUACAGUCACAUUAAAUCAUACAUCACCCUUUAAUGCUACCCUUCCACCACCUCCAUCCAAACUCUCUGUACCAGUUUGUUCUCAGAUGGAAGGCGUUCUUCCCUUCCAAACUGCCCUUCCUCCACUGUCUUCUGCUCAAAUGAUGGUGAUGUCUCAGCUUCAAAUUCCUUCUUCCCAAUCCUAUCAGCCUCAGCAACAACAGAAUCCACUGAUCUCUCAUGUUCCAAAAAUUCCAGAGGCUGUGCCUUCUAAGCUGCAAAAAACAUCGCCGCAGCCAUGUCCUGUUACUACUAUACAGCCUGUUUGUCAGUCUUCUUCCUCAACCAACCCCGCUUUAACUCAAUCAAAAUACAUUUCGGAUCAGGUUGCCACUACUGUUGCUAGUGAUAAUGUUGAGGACAACAUUAAGUCGCAGGAAGAUCCGUUUUCUAUCAUCUUUCGUAUCACUGGACUGUCGAAUUUGAUAAAGUCGUAA
Molecule: messenger RNA, 1986 nt
Organism: Rodentolepis nana
Lineage: Eukaryota; Metazoa; Platyhelminthes; Cestoda; Cyclophyllidea; Hymenolepididae
Source: the annotation of a GenBank genome assembly